Molecule: messenger RNA, 3534 nt
Organism: Sabethes cyaneus
Lineage: Eukaryota; Metazoa; Arthropoda; Insecta; Diptera; Culicidae
Gene: Stacl
Exons: 18
Coding region: 1-3534 (1177 amino acids)
Biological process (GO): positive regulation of voltage-gated calcium channel activity; positive regulation of protein localization to plasma membrane; skeletal muscle contraction
Cellular component (GO): extrinsic component of cytoplasmic side of plasma membrane
Molecular function (GO): protein binding
Source: RefSeq, a predicted model, not a curated record
AUGUACGUAAUAUUUCCGGCUGAUGAAAUAAUAUUGCUGACGUACGGAAUCGCGGUACCGAGAGUACAACCACGACCAACUCUGGACAACCUGCGAGAGCCACUUGUCCCCAUUGGCAAUAGGCCUUCUUCCACUACCGUCCUGUCCCCCAAGCAUCUAAAUGAGCCCGGUCGGAUCCAGGGACAACAACAAACUUCCACGCCCAACACCGCUCCUCGUACCCCGCCAACACUUGCACCAAGAGACAGAAGUCCCAGUGUUAAUUUUUCUCCAGAUGACAGAGUUUAUGACUACGAUGACAAGUCUCCUUUGUACGAUACGGAUACCAUUGUAAACUAUGUAAAUAGAAUUCCCGUCAACUCCUCUCCCUUCGUUCCGUCCUCGUUGUUGCAGAAUCCCUCUCCAACGGCCAUAAAAUCAAAUACUACCUCAGUUACGAAAGGGAAAGAGAAGUCAAAAUCCAGAUUACAUAUUAAGCUAGGACGCCUGCGACCACAUUCCUCCGUAGAGCAAAGCGAAUCCGCUCGAAUCCGCGAAGACCUACAAAUUCACGUGUCCAAUCCUGUGUUCACGCGCGAAAACCUCCGACAACGUAACUUUGACGCUUUUUUCGAGUCGGGCGAAACAGUUUAUUCAUUGGAGAAGAAGGAGAAACCUGCACCUCCGAAUACCGAUUCACCUGAAUCAGCCCCAUUGAACACCGGUGAAUCUGCAGCAGCUCAUCAACGUUCCAUUUCCGUGGGAUUCUUUCGCAAAACGAAGUCACCGACCUUCUUCCGUGCCCAGAGUGCCGAUUUAGAAUACGAGUCCCAGAAAGAGUCAUCAAAAACUCAUCGUAGUAUCUUCAACAAACGAGUUGGGACAACACUGAGUAUCGUCCCUGUGUCGCAGCGGCCUCCAGCAGGAAGCAUGACUUCCUCUGGAGGUGCACUUAAGGAUUUAGGUCAUCCUGGCCUAAAUGAGGCACUUAAGUCACACAAUAGCGUAACCUUCAAACUCGUCAAAACGGUUUCAGACUUCACAGAAACGUUAGCACAACUUUACGAACAACACGCUGAAGCACUACAAGUCCUAGUAUCAAAUUAUCGAAAACGAAAUGGUGAAUUGCGAAAAGAAAGGCCAGCUUGCCAGUCGAAUCUAUUCUAUGCAUGGGAAACAUUUCUGCAGGAAAUCGAAGCCGAUUCCCAGGCAACCAUCGAUGUCGCGUGUGCCCUUUCCAGACAAGUUUCCCAGCCGUUGUUGGAUCGUUCAUUUUACAGAAAAGUCCAAAGCCGGAAAAUAUUCACCCACAGGGAAUCAUUCGAUACAAUCAUCUCAAAGACUGAAGAGAAAUUAUCCAAGUGCCGAAUCGACUACAAGCAAAACUAUAUUGCACAUCAACAGAAUCCUACACAGCUCACGCUGACGCAAUAUAUCGACUCGCACAAUGCUUAUGUUCAGCAGUUGCAUGCGACUAAUGCCAUGCUGGAGGCAUACCAUUGUGAUACUCUGCCGCAGCUGAUGCAGGAACUAGAGGAUAUUUACAAUGAUCUGUGCAACAUAGUAGCUGAAGGGGUUUUGCAAGGCGCUGAAGCCAUUUCGGUUAAAGCUCUCGAACAGGCCAAACGGUACGAAAGCUUGGCGAAUCAGUGCAAAAGCGUGUCACCCACCCAGGAUUUAAGCUAUUUCGUACGUUGUUUGCCUGUUCCACCCAAUGCUCAACGGAUUCCGAGAAAAGUGUUCUCACCGCCUCAAAUAACCCAAUCAGUGGAAGGUGAAGACCCGGCGAAUUAUGGCGCCAACAUGCCGGACACGUCAGGACCUACACUAAGAAACGAGCUGGUUGUUGAUAAGGGCGCGUCUAUACAAGUGCGUCCCUCAUUGGAGGCUCUCAAGCGUGAAUCGCAGGAACUGGAAAUCCAGAUCAAGCAGUUACAAGAUUCAGUAGACGUUUUAGUUCGAACGCAAAUAAGAGGACUAGAAAGUCAACUAUAUAACAAAGCGAAUGAGAUUCAGGAGGAAAUAUCUAUGAAGAAAUUCGAUUUACGAGCAAAGCAAAUCCAUCUAUCUGCUGUACGGGCACAGAAAGAAUUAUUUUUGGGUAGAAUAGAUCCUGGUUCACCUCGCGGUGAACGUAAAAUGUCUUCUUCUAGUUCUUCCUCAAUGAAGACCAAGUGGCUAAAAGCGUUCCGAAGUCUGAAACCAGCUGGUUCAGCAAACGAUAGCAUUGCAAAACCGAACCAAAUGUAUCAUGCUGUUUCGACGGUCUUAACAUUGAGGAAGAGUGGAAAUGGUGCUCAAAUAAGAUUCGACGGAUCGGAUAACCACAAUCUGUUGGAGUACACUUACAAGAAAAUAACACCAUGCGACGUAUGUUCGCAAGUUUUAAGAGGUCAUACGCGACAGGGUCUCCGCUGCAGAAUUUGCAAAGUGAAUGUACAUGCAGAUUGUGCACCGCAGCUGCCGAAAUGUCAGGUCAAGCAAAAACUCCUCCGGCGACAGAAAAGCACUUCGGAAAUCGAAAAUCGCAUCGAAGCAGAGGAAGAAAAAACAAACGACAUCGAUCAAAUCUAUCAGGUCCUCAAAAAAGCGGGCGAAAUUUCCAGCGGCAAGUUAGCUGUCGACUCGAAACUUCAAACUACAAAUGCCAGUACUGGUGAUGCCAAUACGGCAAAUACUAGCGCUAGCAAUCCACAGCUAGAGAUUCCUGUGGUCAAUGUGCCUGAUUAUCCAGAUCGAACACCUAGAAGGGGACCAGUCAAAUCUCAGGGGCCAAACUAUCAGCCGCAAAAACAGGGACUGUCAGCGCCGAAUGCGACGGACAUGUCAAACUCAGCACCACAUUCACCGCGCCGACAAAAAUUGAACCUUAGAAUGAAAUCGCUCAGCUUGGACUCACCAGAAUCUUCCGAAUUGCAUGGACAAAUGCGUCGUCGAUAUCCGGGGCCAUCCACUCAAGGAGGCCAAGGAGGUUCUGGUGGUCAUUUAGAACAUAGCACGCCACCAUCAAGCAAUAGUAGAUUACACUCCCCUUCAAGCCCGUCUGGCAACCAGCGCAAAUUUUUGUACGCCAAUCGUGGUAUGAAAACUGGAUCAGUGGACCUUCCAGAUGAGAUUGAAAGAAGUCAAUCAUCAGCUAGCACAUCACCUUGCCCUUCUCCUGUCCGGCAAGUUCAGAAGGUGCAACGGCUGCUGCCAACUAACAUUUACGUCGUGCUGUUCAAUUUUAAGGCACGACAUCAGGAUGAGCUAGAUUUGAUAGCAGGAUAUAAGGUAACUGUUAUCGACUCAUCAGACGCUAACUGGUGGAAGGGAAAAUGUUUAGGAAAAAUUGGCUAUUUUCCAUCUAAAUAUUGCACCAAGCUUGGAGCAUCGGAAAAGGUACUUCAAGUGACGCACCCUCUGCACAUAACCGAUAACGAACGGUGCGAAGUGAAACUGCAGAGAGAUCAAAUUGUGAUACAGAUUGCAGAAGAAAUUGGAGGAAUGGUCAUGGUCCGUUUUGCUGAUAACCACCAGGGUGUUAUUCCAAUAAAAUAUCUACAGGAGGUUUGA